Messenger RNA from Magnolia sinica, 1599 nucleotides. RefSeq names its product bifunctional riboflavin kinase/FMN phosphatase. The transcript is spliced from 11 exons. Bases 193 to 1359 code for a protein of 388 amino acids. Gene Ontology annotation, biological process: FMN biosynthetic process; riboflavin biosynthetic process. Gene Ontology annotation, molecular function: riboflavin kinase activity. The record is from RefSeq and is a predicted model, not a curated record. Lineage: Eukaryota; Viridiplantae; Streptophyta; Magnoliopsida; Magnoliales; Magnoliaceae.
ACGUUCCACACUUUUCUUUCUGGUGUCUUCACUCUCCCAGAGAGAAGGGGAGUUUAUAAAUAAAGCUCUAGAGAGAACCAUCCUUUCACAAAAUCCCCAUUUCCUGCAAAAGAGCAUAUUCCCCCUCCAUAAAAGAUUGGUAUGUUGGAUGGAACCAUUAUCUCUGCUUGAGAGCUUAUAAAAGAGGGACCAAUGGCAGCUACAAUGCCUUUGAGGAGCUUCGUUUCACAUGUCGUCCUAGAUUUAGAUGGUACACUUCUAAACACAGAUGGAAUUGUAAGCGAAGUGUUGAAAAAGUUCUUGGGCAAGUAUGGGAAGCAAUGGGAUGGAAGAGGAGUUCACAAAAUAGUAGGGAAGACACCUUUGGAGGCUGCAACCUCAAUUGUGGAGGAUUAUGGGCUCCCUUGCACAACAAAUGAAUUCAUUUUGGAUAUAAGCCCAAUGUUUUCUGACCAGUGGUGCAAUAUUAAAGCUCUUCCAGGGGCCUCCCGAUUAAUUAAACAUUUGAAUGGUCAUGGUGUGCGGAUGGCGUUGGCUUCAAACUCUCCAAAGGAAAGCAUAGAAGCAAAAAUUUCUCACCACCAUGGCUGGAAAGAAUCUUUUUCUGUCAUCAUCGGUGGCGAUGAAGUAGGAAUGGGGAAGCCAUCUCCUGAAAUAUUUCUUGAAGCAGCUAAAAGGUUGAAUGUUGAACCUUCCAAGUGCCUUGUCAUAGAGGACUCCUUGCCUGGUGUUACAGCUGGUAAGGCUGCUGGAAUGGGAGUAGUUGCAGUGCCAUCAGUUCCAAAACAAGCAGCUCUUUACAGUUCAGCUGAUGAAGUGAUAAAUUCUCUGCUUGACCUGCAGCCUGAAAAAUGGGGUCUGCCACCAUUCCAAGAUUGGAUAGAAGGUACUCUACCGAUUGAACCUUGGUAUAUUGGAGGCCCAGUUAUCAAGGGAUUCGGUCGUGGAUCAAAGGUGCUUGGAAUACCUACAGCUAAUUUAUCUGCAGACAGCUUUUCAGUGAUUUUAUCAGAACAUGCCUCUGGAGUGUAUUUUGGAUGGGCUGCAUUGUCCACACGAGGCAUAUUCAAGAUGGUCAUGAGUAUUGGUUGGAACCCGUACUUCGACAAUACUGAAAAAACAAUAGAGCCAUGGCUGCUUCAUGAUUUCAAUGAGGAUUUUUACGGCGAGGAGCUUCACCUCGCAAUUGUUGGCUAUAUUCGACCAGAGGCCAAUUUUCCAUCACUUGAGACUCUGAUAGCAAAGAUUCAUGACGAUGGGAAGAUAUCAGAGAAAGCUCUUGAUCUGCCCAUGUAUGCGUCGUACAAAGAUGCUCCAUAUUUAAGAAGCCUGUUGCAGCAAGACAACAACCAUUCAUGAAUUAAAUGCAGAUGAGUAUUCCUUGAGAUAGCUUCUAGGCAACCUCAGAAAUAAAAAUGUGGGAUACAAACUCGUUACAUGUAGUUCCUCCUGCUGUUUCCAAGAGGAAAACUGAUAAUGUAUGUUUCCCAGCUAAUGGGAUGGAAUGGAUUGUUAUGUGCAUCUUGCCACAGAUGUACAUGAGAAUGUUGGCUUCCUAUUGCUUGGCUAUUUGCCUAUUUGAGAAUCUUUUUUCUUGUU